AUUCGGUUUCACCAUUUGUAACAUACGCGCAUCCAUUCUGAAAAUGUCGUCUCAUAAGAUUGUGGUACUUCUGCUCGUGGUAUUCUCUUCCGCCCUUGAAUCGAGCGUCAUACCUACAGCCGUACACGCACUUCCAGCUGCGCACGCUCAUCUCCACGCAGCUCCAUAUGCUCACCUGCACACAGCGCCUCAUGCUCACCUCCACGCAGCUCCAUACGCCCAACUGCACGCAGCGCCUCACGCUCACCUCCACGCAGCGCCCCACGCUCAUCUCCACGCAGUACCAGCGGUACCAGCAGUUCACGCAGUUCCAGCAGUACGCUACACCCAAGUCGCCCCACCCAGCGUUUUACCGUUUUCCGCACAAGUCAGCACCUUCGCGCGCAACUUGCACGUGUUCGACGCGCCAUACGCAGCUGGAGUACUUCCGGGAACGCCCGCUAUAGUCCAAAGGGCGGUACUGCCGGCCGGGCCGGUAUUCCCAGCUCCUGCUCCCUUCGUACAUCAGCACGCGCUAACUCCGGUAGUUUCGAAAGUGGCCCCCCUUGUUCCGGCGCCACUGGCCCCCCUUGUUCCGGCGCCACUGGCCCAUCCCGUUCCGGUAGGUUACGCACCAUCGUUGCACAGUGCCCCAUUGUGGAGAUAAGACAUUUUAGACGUCAAUUAGUAUGUUUCCUAGACUGAAUGUGAAAUGCGUUGUAUUAUUUUAACGCUA
Molecule: messenger RNA, 715 nt
Organism: Cylas formicarius (sweet potato weevil)
Lineage: Eukaryota; Metazoa; Arthropoda; Insecta; Coleoptera; Brentidae
Product: pupal cuticle protein G1A-like
Exons: 2
Coding region: 44-646 (200 amino acids)
Source: RefSeq, a predicted model, not a curated record